This is a messenger RNA of Symbiodinium necroappetens, 2422 nucleotides long. Lineage: Eukaryota; Dinophyceae; Suessiales; Symbiodiniaceae. The record is from the annotation of a GenBank genome assembly.
GUUGCAGAAAAUCCUCGUGUUUCAAUUCAGUCCCGAGCAAGGUGCUCCCACCAAUUGGCAAGAGAUCCCACCCCUGAUAGCCAAUCAACCGCUUCCGGAGGACAGCUUUUCUGUCAUACCAGCUGCGUUGUGGAUCUUCAGAGAUCGGGAUUGGCAAGAGGACCCGGAGCUUGAGUACUUUGAUGACCAAGAUCGAGCACAUCCUUUGGCGAGAGUACUGCAAGGAAGCAUGACAAUCCUCCCAGCGGUAGGAGACGUCAUUGCAAUGUUUGAGUUUCUUGAGUACGCCACAGGUGUGAGGUGGUUUAUGGUUCUUCGAAGGGUUUCGGUAGGCACGGAUGGGCCUGCCAAUGCCAGGGACGACGAUGAGCUGAGAGAUCUCAAUAGGGAUUCCGAAACAGAUGACGAUGACGAGGGACCUGAGAAUCCAGGCUCAAGUUCCCUCCACCAGUUCACCAUCCACGGCUUCGGCAGCCGUUCAAUCACAACCUUGGGCUUCGCAAUGUUUCAGAGGGACUUCGCAGCAACGGCAAGGUCUAUCGAGUUCCGCCAGCGCCAAUGCGACUUCUCACACGAAGCGUCCCAGAAGGUGGUUUGGACAGUCAAACCACCUGAAGCUGGAAGUGACUCCUUCUUCAAACGCAAGGCGCACAUUGUCGCAUGCGGCAACUUUGAGGCCGCUACUGACGAACAGGUCUUUGCAUCGGGAACUACGGUAGAGGUCCUUAGGUUGAGCUUGACUUCUUGUGCCCAACGCCGUUGGUCAGCUGGCGCGGCUGACAUUCGAACAGCCUUUUUGUUGGCACCGGUGCCAACCGGUGUAAAUCAUGCCGUAUAUCCACCCGCCAUUCUCCAGACGCUGGAGAUAACAUCCGAGGGAGAGGUAUGGCAAGUUUGUAAAGCACUCUAUGGUUUUCGCGAAUCACCGCGAUAUUGGUGCGACUACCGCAACCAGGUUUUACAAGCCUUUGAAUUUGCUUACCAGGGAGAGACCUACAAGCUGCGGCAAGGACGUUUGGAGUCCAACUUGUGGAUUGUCUAUCGCAAGGAUCAGCCGGAAUCCUCCUUGGAGGGCUACGUGCUGGUCUAUGUGGACGAUUUGCUGUUCAUGGCACCACAAUCUUUAGCAACAACUCUCCACAAGGCUCUCGCAGAAAUGUGGGAAAUCUCCAACUUGGAGUUUGCAAGCAAAGAACCCUUGAGAUUUUUAGGUGUUGAGAUAGGUGCUUGCGAGGGAGGUUUUUGGCUUUGCCAGUCUUCUUACAUAGAUGAACUGUUGAGAUCCCACAACAUCCCUUCCAGCAGCAAAGCAAAAAUCCCAGCACCGCGGGAGUGGUUGAACGUUGACCCAGACGGCCAACAGGAAAAUCCCUCUACGGCUGACGUGAGGUUGGCGCAAAGGUACGUUGGAGAACUGCUUUGGCUCUCGCAAAGAGCGAGGCCCGACCUUCAAUUUACUGUUGCAAUCGCGGCCAGCCUCGCCUUGCAUCAACCGAAACGCGUGGCUGCCAUAGCUAUGCGUACUCUGGCGUAUCUGCAAUCCACGCGUUUUUACCGGCUUCGUUGUGUGCCUACCACUGAAAGCGGUGCGGAUUUGGUGGCAUACAGUGAUGCAAGUUAUGCUCCAACCGGAGGAAAAAGCCACGGCUGCGCCGCCGUCUUUUUCAAUGACGUGGCAAUAUGUUGGAGGAGUUCGAGGCAACCUUUUACAACUCUUUCAACGGCAGAGUCAGAGUUAGUGGCAGCUUCGGAAGCUGCCCUCAUGCUGAUUUCCACGCAGGCUUUGUUGACCGAUGUUCUUCCAGAACAAGAGGCGCGUCUAUCCCUGAGGGUGGACAACAAGGCGGCGGUAUCCAUUUCCUCAGAGGGGAUGGGCUCGUGGCGCACCCGCCACCUCAAAAUCAGGUAUCAUUGGCUGCGUGAGAAGUUUUCCGAUGGGUCAAUAGGUAUGACCUUCGUUCCGGGUACCUUGCAACGUGCCGACAUCGGCACCAAGCCGCUGCCAGGAGACCGGUUAAAGGAACUUAUGAUCCAAUGGGGCUUUGUGGGGCCGGACGACGAACCUCCCUGUGCAGCGGUUGACGCGCCAGGAGAGGAUCCAAACCAGGAGCCUCCUAGAGAUGAGACUAUGCAGUUGAAGGCUAUCAGCGCUUGGCUGUGCGCAUUGACAGCAGCGUCCUGGCUUGGAGUUGGUGAAAGUGUGAAGCUGGAUGAUGAAACCAUGUGUCCAGUCGUCUGGGAACAGUCACAAGGGUCCAUGAAAGUUGACUAUUCCUUUGAGCUGUAUGCAUGCAUCAUUCUUGUCAUUGUGGGAUGGGAGUUGGUUAGGCGAGGCUUGAGCAAGCAGUUGCCCGUGAGCUCCGAGCUCACUUCAGUGCUUCUGGAGUACCGCCUCCGCCUCCGGCCGCAGCCUCAACAGUGA